Messenger RNA from Eptesicus fuscus (big brown bat), 2045 nucleotides. RefSeq names its product cysteine and serine rich nuclear protein 1 (gene CSRNP1). Gene Ontology annotation, molecular function: DNA-binding transcription factor activity, RNA polymerase II-specific; sequence-specific DNA binding. The transcript is spliced from 6 exons. Gene Ontology annotation, cellular component: nucleus. Lineage: Eukaryota; Metazoa; Chordata; Mammalia; Chiroptera; Vespertilionidae. The record is from RefSeq and is a predicted model, not a curated record. Bases 202 to 1980 code for a protein of 592 amino acids. Gene Ontology annotation, biological process: regulation of transcription by RNA polymerase II.
GAGGGCGGAGCGGCGGGCGGGGCCGCGCAGACUGUCUCCCGCCGCCGCCGCUGCCGGACCGCAGAGCCCGGGGAGGCUGGGCCGACGGCUGCGGGCCGAGUGGACGCGGGGUCGCGGAGCGGAGGGCGUCCCGGCGGGACGUGGGUCGCGUCGGGGUCCGUGGAGAGCACCUGGCCGGCAGGGUGAGGUGCCCUUUCCUGGAUGCACACGGUGUGGCCUGAGUGUGGAGAUAGUUACGGCUGUCUGCGCCCGGGACCCGCCAUGGCUGGGUUGCUGAAGAGGAAGUUUGACCAGUUGGAAGAGGAUGACUCCUCACUCUGCUCGUCUUCGUCUUCGUCCUCCUCGGGCCACCACUCUGGCUCCUGCUCCCCAAGCUCUUCGGUCUCCCCAGCCUGGGACCUGGAAGAGGAGGGCCCCUGGGAUCAGAUGUCCCCGCCUGACCGGAACGUCUGUGGCCCCCAAAGUUUUACCCCCUCGUCCAUCCUGAAGCGGGCUCCCCGGAAGCGCCCAGGCCGCGUAGCCUUCAAUGGCACCACCGUCUUCUACUUCCCUCGGUGCCAGGGCUUCACCAGCGUGCCCAGCCGCGGUGGCUGCACUCUGGGUAUGGCCCCUCGCCACAGUGCCUGCCGCCGCUUCUCCUUGGCCGGGUUUGCCCAGGAGCAGGCCCGGGCACGGCGAGAGAAGCUCCGCCUGCGCCUGAAGGAGGAGAAGCUGGAGGUGCUGCGGUCGAAGCUGACAGAGGCUGGGGUACCUGAGGCGGAGGCCGGCCUGACACUGACAGUGGAUGCCAUUGAUGAUGCCUCUGUGGAUGAGGAGUUGGCAGAGGCCAUGGCAGGUGGCCGGUUGGAGGAAAUGACCUCCCUGCACCCCUACCCAGCCCGGAAGCGGCGGGCCCUGCUGCGGGCUGCAGGCGUGCGGAAGAUCGACCGGGAGGAGAAGCGGGAGCUGCAGGCGCUGCGCCAAUCCCGGGAGGACUGUGGCUGUCGCUGCGACAGGGUCUGUGACCCUGAGACCUGCAGCUGCAGCCUGGCGGGCAUCAAGUGCCAGAUGGACCACACAGCGUUCCCCUGUGGCUGCUGCAAGGAGGGCUGCGAGAACCCCAAGGGCCGCGUGGAAUUUAAUCAGGCGCGGGUUCAGACCCAUUUGCUCCACACGCUCACCCGCCUGCAGCUGGAGCAGGGGGCUGAGAGCCUCGGGGAGCUGGAGGCCCCUUCCCUGGGCAGUCCACCCAGCCCCGGUGGGCAGAUCCUGACCCCCGCUUUCCCACUGGCCAACCCGCCCGUGAGCAGCGAGCUGGGAGACCACAGCUGCAGCAGCGACAUGACGGAUUCCUCAGCAGCAUCGGGCACUAGCGAGCCCCCCGACAGUCCUGCCCAUCCAGCCCUGCCUGACCCUGGCUCCCAGCCUGGCAUGGACGACGACAGCCUGGAGCAGAUCCUGAGAUUCAGUGACUCAGACGCGGGUGGAGAGGAGGAGGAAGAAGCGGGCGUGGGGAACCUCGACAACCUUAGCUGCUUCCACCUGGCUGAUAUCUUUGGUUCUGGUGACCCCGGUGGCCUGGCCGGCUGGACCCACAGCUGUUCCAAUACCAGCUUCACAUCGGGCAUCCUGGAUGAAAAUGCCAACCUGGAUGCCAGCUGCUUCCUAAACAGUGACCUUGAAGGGCUGGGAGAAGGCAGCCUCCCUGGCACCGAGGUGCCGCCCAGCGUGGACGCCGGCCAGAGCAGCUCAGUGGACCUCAGCUGGUCUUCCUGCGACUCCUUUGAGCUGCUCCAGGCCCUGCCAGACUACAGUCUGGGGCCCCACUACACCUCUCGGAAGGUGUCUGACGCCCUGGACAACUUGGAGGCGCCCCACUUUCCCUCACCUGCCUUUUCCCCGCCUGGGGACACCGGCGUUUGCUUCCUGGAAUCCAUCAUGGGCUUGUCUGAGCCGGCUGCCGAGGACACUGGCUUCCUUCUGGGACUGCCGGUUGUGUGAGGACACUGCCCUGGCGUCCCUGCUGGAGCCCGUGCCUGUGCGAGGACUAGGGUGCCUUUUCCCGG